UUCCCGCAUUGUUCAAUUCAAAGAAAUUAAACUAACAAAACAGAAAGAAAAAUGAUGCUUCUCCAAUGCCAAUCGUUUCUUCAUCACGAUUCAUUCCAUUCUUCCCGCAUGCCCGAAUUCCCAUCUUCAGUUCGCCGGCCGGCCGCCCUUAUCAAAGCCUCAUUUCACAGAAGUGACGCAGAGAAGAGGAAUGACAAGAACAGGGCAAGUAUCUGUACAGCCGACGAGCUUCACUACGUUCAAGUAGAGAAAUCCGAAUGGAGGGUUGCUCUUUGGAGGUACCUUCCUUCUCCCCAGGCGCCGUCCAGGAAUCACCCUUUGAUGCUUUUGUCUGGCGUUGGAACCAAUGCUAUUGGUUACGAUCUCUCCCCUGAGUCCUCGUUUGCACGCUUCAUGUCCAAUAAAGGAUAUGAUACUUGGAUUCUUGAACUCAGAGGUGCUGGAUUGAGUGCACAGGAUGUGGACUUUGGAUACGAUAAAGACCCUUUAGAUUCUCCGUUUCAGAAGAAGGAUUUUUAUGUUAAGGACGGAGAAUACGGUGGUCAUAUUUACACCGAUGAUAGGAGUUUUUCGAUCAAAAGAGGCUUUUCAAGUUUCUUAGAAACAGAAAAGAGAGAUAAUUUAGCUGGUGGGAUUAGCGAUUUAAUCGAAAAGCUUGUAAAUAUUAUUGAAGGAGCUGAAAGAGUAUCUCCUGCAAGGGUUUUUGAUAUGCACAUCAGCAUUUCUACAGCACUAAAAGAUAUACAGAAACAACUUGAUCUUAUGGCGAAGUAUAAUUGGGAUUUUGAUCACUACCUAGAAGAGGACGUUCCUACCGCGAUGGAAUACAUAAAGGAUAAAAGCAAACAAAAGGAUGGCAAGUUGCUUGCAAUUGGUCAUUCGAUGGGGGGUAUCUUGCUAUAUUCGAUGCUAUCACGAUAUGGUUAUGAAGGGAAGGAUUCUGGAUUGGCAGCAAUCACUACGUUGGCAUCGUCAUUGGACUAUACGUCUUCUAGGUCAUCACUCAAACUGCUUUUACCCCUGGUAGAGCCUGCACAGGUCCUGAAUGUUCCUGUCAUUCCAAUCGGACCUUUAAUUGCUGCUGCACAUCCUUUUGCAGCCAAUCCUCCCUACAUUCUUUCCUGGUUGAGUCCUGAAAUUUCUGCCCCAGAUAUGAUGCAGCCUAAGUUGUUUGAAAAGCUUGCAAUGGAAAACUUCGAGACAGUGCCAGCCAAGCUUCUCUUGCAGCUAGCAACAGCCUUUCACGAGGGUGGAUUGCGUGACCGGAGUGGGACAUUCUUCUACAAGGAUCAUCUCAGUAAAAGCAAAGUCCCCGUCCUAGCAAUUGCCGGAGACCAAGAUCUGAUAUGUCCACCUGAUGCUGUAUAUGUUUAUAAUGAUAUCAAUCGAGCAGAAACAGUGAAGCUUAUUCCCGAGCCAUUGAUCACUUACAAAGUUCUUGGAGAACCUGGUGGUCCUCAUUAUGCUCACUAUGAUUUAGUGGGUGGCCGAUGGGCUGUAGAUCAGGUAUAUCCAUGUAUAAUCGAAUUUCUCGAUCGUCACGAUGCUGAAGAGAGGAUUUCAUAAAAGGAAUCUUGAAUGCAGUCUUCCACUUAGAUUUCUACAUCAAGUAGUACAUGCAUGCAUACAUACUAAAAGGAGGUAAAGCACCCAUACAAAUUUGUACUUCUAUGCUGUAUUCGAGUUUGGGCAUGAUUAAUGACAUUUAGAAAUAGUAUAUAUAUAUGUUAUUAUGUAUAUAGACACUUAACACACACGCAUACCAGACACCAGUUCUGUCUCUUACAACAAUACUUCAUUUGUAUAAGG
Hibiscus syriacus is the source of this 1809-nucleotide messenger RNA. RefSeq lists its product as uncharacterized. The record is from RefSeq and is a predicted model, not a curated record. NCBI's taxonomy places the organism in Eukaryota, Viridiplantae, Streptophyta, Magnoliopsida, Malvales, Malvaceae. The transcript is spliced from 8 exons. The coding region runs from base 52 to 1566 and encodes 504 amino acids.